CUUGAAAUACAAACCUGCAGUAACAAUAACAAUGGCCGGUUUCGUUGCGGUGCACACAGGCGCUGGAAACUGCAUUGACGAAACCAAAUAUCAGCGCGUCAUCAAGGAGGCCUGCAUCCGGGCCACCGACAUACUACGAAAUGGUGGCAAUGCUGUCGAUGCUUGCGAGGCUGCUAUCAUGAGGCUAGAGAAUUGUGGCUAUACCAAUGCUGGCUAUGGCUCCAAUCUCUGUAUGGACGGGACGGUCCAGUGCGAUGCAUCCAUUAUGAAUGGAACAACUUUAAAUUUUGGCGCCUGUACAAAUGUUAGUUGUGUUAAGAAUCCCAUACAGCUGGCACGUCGCAUUUGUGAUAACCAAUCGAAUCCCCAGCUUAUGGAGCGUAUACCGCCCAUGAUUCUGGCUGGCAGUGGAGCCGAACGUUAUGCUGAGGAAAUGGGCUGCACUAUGAUAGAGCCCACCGUGCUGAUCUCAUCGAAAGCGAAAUUCCUAUAUCAUCAUUAUAAAAGUAAAUACGAACUAGUUGCUGGCAAUCGCAGCAACAAAAAUGCCUCUGUCGACGAGGAGGAGGAGGAUGAGGAGGCAGAACAGGAGAAUCAAGAUUCCAUUAUGCCUGUGCCCGAUCCGGGUAAUGAGGUUGAACUCUCUGCCGCCCUAGACACAGUGGGCGCGGUGUGCGUUGAUGCUUCUGGCCGGACAGCAGCUGGCUGCAGUUCUGGCGGCAUACUAUUAAAAGUCCCAGGACGUGUGGGUCAAGCGGCAACCUAUGGUGCCGGUUGUUGGGCCACCGAUACCGAUGAUCUAUCCAUUGCUACAUGUACCACAGGCAAUGGUGAGUAUCUAAUGAAAACUCUGCUGGCCAAAGAGAUAUGCAAUGGAGCAUUUACCAGCGAUUGUGCGGUCACCAGUCUGCAUAAAACAUUCAAGCAAAAGUUUCUUGAUUCACCAUUGUUGCCGCAGCAGCAGGAUCUUUAUGCCGGCGCCUUGACAUUGCUCUACUAUCCGAAACAGGGCAGCGGCGAGGUGAUGUGGAGCCAUACAACGCAAUCAUUUUGCGUCGGAUACAUGGCGACAACGCAGAAAGUGCCAAAGUUUGUAUUCUCGCCACUGCCCACAUAUAGUGUCCCGGGACGGUCGUGCGUCGUUAAUGGUCACAAUUUCCCUCUGCGCAUUUAAUUAUGGAUAGGCCAAAAUAUAGUCAGCCAACUAGCCAGACGUUGGCACUCGAGUCAAGUCAGACAUUCAGUCAUCCAUCCAAGCAUUCGACCAAUCAUCAAUCCUUCACCUCAUCGUCGUCGUCGUCAUUCACAAAGACUCGGCAUUUGCAGCAAGCUAGUUUUUUUUUUUUUUUUUUGUAUUUUUUCUGCAAUUCAUUUGAUUUAAUGUUUAAUUGCCGCAACAAUCGCUGCCAAUGAAAAAGAAGCAGCAGCAGCAACAACAACAUCAAUCAGGAGCAAAUAGCCAUAGAUUUUAUCUUGCUUUUGUCUCUCUGCAUGAAAAUUAUUAAGAAUCAUUAAAUGAAAACUUUUCAUUGUAUAUACUAUUAAGCUACAUAUAUAUCUAAAUAUCAUAGACACACCCACACCGUUUCCCCACCCCUCUUUGUUAUGGUGUGUACUACUAGCAAUGAAAUAAGAUUUCAAAUAUCAUUUUAAUUUCUCCUCGUUGAACUUAAGCUGAAGCGAAACACAACUGCUCGCUAUAUAAAUCAGGCAAAAACAAACGCCCAGUGAGUGUAACCCAAAAAUAUCAUAUUCAACUAAAAUAUGUUUGUAUCCAUAUUCUCAAUAUAUAUAUAUGUACGUAUUAUAUGUAUAUGUAUGUGUGUACACAGUUUUCGACAGUCUGACGUAUGUGUGCAUAUGUUUGGUUUAUGUCCGAGUCUUUAUGGGGCCAUCACCCAUGUACAGAACCUAACCCAUUAAUCUCGACGACAUUAGAAUGAAUCUACGAACGUUUUAUGCUCAAAUCAUUAACAAGGCCUUUCUUUAUUUCUAAAUUUCUAAUUUCCAUCAUCACUUAAUAGUAUCGACUAGAUUGUGUGAGCAACUGAAAUGCUUUUUUACAUUUAAUUUAGAUUUAACUCAUUAAUUUAACUAUUAAGCUAAUAAUAGUUCGGACAAGUGUUUGUUCCAAAAAACAAAAAAAAAAAAAAAAACAACAAACAAACAGAAGAAAACACACAUAUUCAGUCGAUCCAUAAAAUUUAGUCUUAGCUAUAAUUUCUCAUAUUCAUACUAUGUACAUAAUAUGUAGUGUAUAUUGUAUUUUGUUGUACGACUGUCGACAACCUUGACAGAGAUUAACAAAACAAAAAAUAAACAAAAAUCUAGUAAUUAAAGAUCAACGCAAAAUUGUUGACAAUAAAAACAA
Molecule: messenger RNA, 2371 nt
Organism: Drosophila willistoni
Lineage: Eukaryota; Metazoa; Arthropoda; Insecta; Diptera; Drosophilidae
Gene: Tasp1
Product: threonine aspartase 1
Exons: 3
Coding region: 32-1174 (380 amino acids)
Biological process (GO): protein maturation
Molecular function (GO): threonine-type endopeptidase activity
Source: RefSeq, a predicted model, not a curated record